Molecule: messenger RNA, 797 nt
Organism: Emiliania huxleyi CCMP1516
Lineage: Eukaryota; Haptophyta; Isochrysidales; Noelaerhabdaceae
Exons: 2
Coding region: 1-516 (171 amino acids)
Source: RefSeq, a predicted model, not a curated record
AUGCCGUUCGGACUUCAGAGCAAUUCCUUCUCGAGCGGGCACGGCACCGAGGCCAACGGCCACAUCUCCACGGCGAUGGGGAUGGCGACCGUCGCGGGCGGCGACGUCUCGACGUCGAUGGGCGUCGGCACCUACGCGGCCUCGUAUGGCGAGGUGGCGAUCGGGAUGUACAACGAGGCGCCCGCCGCCGCCUCAACGCACGGGAUCGCAAGCGCGGAUGCGGUGCUGCGCGUCGGCACCGGAAGCUCGGCAAAGGCUCGCCGCGACUCGCUGCGCGUCAUGAAGUCGGGCGCUGUCGUGGUGUUGGCGGCGGACGGCACCACGUUCGACGUCGCGACCGAGCUGGCUAAGAUCAGCGCCGGAGCCGCACCAUCGACGCCCAAGGCCGACCGCGUCGCGGCACUCGAGGCAGAGGUGGCCCAGCUCAAGGAGAUUGUCGCGAAGCUCGUCCAGCUUGCGGGAGUCACCGACAACGGCGCAGGCCGCUCGAGCGAGGUCGAGCUCUCCAACGCGUAAAGCCCCUCCCCCGCCCAACUCCCCCGCGGGGGGUGGAGCAGGGUGCCGCUCCCCAUUCCCCGGGGAUGUCUCGUCGCUCGAGUCAAUUUUGAGGACCCCGCGAGCGGCGAGAGGGCGCGAGCGAGGGGGGGCUGAGACGGGCGCGCCGCCGCACGCCGCCGUCGCCGCCCGGGGUAGGGCCAUGUGAGUAGAGCGAUGGGCCUCUCGCUGUAUAUUUUAUGGCGACACUCCGGUGUGUACUCUCUCCGGUGUGUUGUCGUGUACAUUUCAUACACUCCCCA